AUGGCCCAGCCUCUGCCCCUCAUCCCACACACCAGAAAGGGGAAGUCUCUGAGAGAAGGAAGUCUGCCCCAUGCAGUUGCUUCAGCUGCAGCAGUCACGUUUUCUCUGCUGCUGGUAGCUCAAGUCGCUGAACAUUGUGCUGUCUGCCAGGGCAGCACUGGGCCUAUGGAGGAACCUGUGAAGGAUGGAAUCCUCUAUGUGCACCACAGCAAAUUUGGAAAGAGGUCCUGGAGGAAGAUGCGAGCCCAGCUUUUCGCUGCCAGCUCCUACGGUGUGGCCCGCAUGGAGAAGUUCGAUGUGCGGGACGACGGCACUGCGCUGGAGAAGACCUCCCAGCGCCGCUGUGCCCGCCGGGUCAUUCGCCUCUCAGACUGUGUUUCUGUGGGCCCAGCAGACGCUGAGAGCUGCCCCAAAGCCACUGCUGCCUUCUACCUCAACACCACAGAGAAGAGCUAUUUGCUGGCAGCAGAAGAGAGGGAUGAGUGGAUCACUCAGCUCUGUCAGCUGGCUUUCCAGGGCACAAAGGAGUCAGUGCAAAGCAGUGCAAAGAGCCAGCCCAGCCCUGUUGUCCCUAUGGAGGAGAACUCCCUCUACACCUCCUGGCAGGAGCUGACUGAAUUCCCAGUGCUGGUUGUCCAGACGGAUGCAGCUACCCACUGUGGCCUGCAAGGGCAUUACCUGCUCUCAGCCCUUCCACAGAGCCUGACGUUGAAGGAUCCUCAGUCCCGACAGCCCCUACUCACCUGGCCCUACCCCUUCCUCCGCAAGUUUGGCCAGGACCAGAGUGUCUUCUCCUUUGAGGCUGGUCGUCGCAGUGAGUCUGGCGAGGGCACCUUCACCUUCAGUACCCCAUGGGCGCUGGAGCUGUGCCGGGCUGUGGCUGUUGCCAUUGCCUGCCAGCGGCAGGGCAAGGACGAUGCAGACUCCCAGCUCUUCUGUGCCUCGGAAUCCCAGCUCUCAGUACAAGGCCUCUCACACCAGCCAUGGGGCCCCAGGGCCGAGGAGCUCAAGCCUAACCUGUCCCUGGGGGGGACACAACCUCCCUCCCACCUUCCCACCAGCCUCCUUCACUGCCCUGAGGCAGAGGGUACAGGCCCUAUUGUCUACGCUUCCAUUGCCCGGGGCCAGCAGGCUCUCUUUACACCAGGGCAGCCAGCCUGUAGUGAGCCCUGGGCUGUGGGGAAAGCCCCUGAGCAUCUCUAUGAGAACAUCUUCACUUCGGAGCUGGGCCCAGCCCGGGCACAGGAGGAGGAAGCAGAGGAGGAAAGGCAGUGGGAGCUGGAGUGCCGGCAGGCUCCCGAGGGCCAUAGCAGUGAGGUGGGCCCUAUCUACGACAACCAGGUCGCCUUAGCCCAGCUGCCACGGGGUAGCCCCCAGCCCCUGGAACAGUGCUGGGGCCGUGGGGAGCAGGAGGUGCACCCGGGGCGUCCUGGGCCCAAACCCCAGAGUAACCUCCGGGCCAAAAUUGUGCGACUGCUCAGUCGGGAGACCCCUGGCCCCCGGGACUGGCCCUGAACCGGCUCCCAUGCGCUUCGGUGGUACGGUGCGGAGAAUAAACAGCCUGGAACGGA
Messenger RNA from Pogoniulus pusillus (Red-fronted tinkerbird), 1571 nucleotides. RefSeq names its product docking protein 3 (gene DOK3). Gene Ontology annotation, cellular component: cytoplasm. The record is from RefSeq and is a predicted model, not a curated record. The transcript is spliced from 5 exons. NCBI's taxonomy places the organism in Eukaryota, Metazoa, Chordata, Aves, Piciformes, Lybiidae. The coding region runs from base 1 to 1515 and encodes 504 amino acids. Gene Ontology annotation, biological process: positive regulation of MAPK cascade; Ras protein signal transduction; cell surface receptor protein tyrosine kinase signaling pathway.